CACAGUCUGUUCCGAGCUCAGAAUAACACAAGAGACUAUACAAAGAGCCACACAGCCUUUUCGUGUUCACUGCAAAUCCCGAUCGCGCUUGGAUUAUAACUAUGACUCUGGAAGAGAUCUGUGGACAAGAGAACAAAAUGGAAAACACUGAUAGGGUGCAAAGUGCAGGCGCAGCCCUGGAGGAGCUGCUGGUCGCUGCAAAGAAGCAGGACUACCUGACAGUUGGAGUUUACGAGUCUGCUAAAGUCAUGAAUGUUGACCCAGACAGCGUGGCGUUCUGCGUCCUCGCAACCGACGAGGAAUACGAAUGUGACAUCGCGCUUCAGAUCCAUUUCACCCUCAUCCAGGCUUUUUGCUUCGAUAAUGACAUCAACGUGGUGCGCGUGAAUGACAUCGAGCGCCUGGCCGACCUCGUGGGUUCAGACGAGACCGGCGAGCCCAAGGACGCGCAUUGCAUUCUUGUCACGAGCCCCAGUGCAAACCCUUGGAAAGAUCCUGCUCUAGACAAGCUGAGUCUGUUCUGCCAGGAAAGCCGCAGUGCAUAUGACUGGGUACCUGCCAUCACACUCCCAGAACGCUGAGGUGACAUUCCCCUAAAGAUGCUUCACAUGAUGAUGAAAAGAAAGUCAAGGAGCUGAGCUUCAGCCAGGAGAGUCUAGCCUUUUUGCUUAUCUUGUCUGGAUUAAGAGGCUGUGGCUGCAACCCCUCCUGCAAGAGUGCACCCUUCCUGCGCAUUCUGGGCCAGCAUGUUGGUUCUGGAUUACCCUGUAGAAGGGUUGAAGUUCAGAGGUCAUGUGUUGACCGGGUCAAGUGGACACACAAGUCUGAUGGACACUAAGAAGGAGCUGGACUUUGCUGCGUGGUGCAGAACAGGGGAGGCCCAAUGAUCGCUCUAGAUGACAGGCAUAAGGGGAGCUGAGCAGACAAGGGCGCCAAGGAAGAUACAGUGGACUUUUGAAAGUGUGGAGGCAGGACUGAACCUCAUCACAGAGGAACAAGUCUGAUGCUGGUUCUGAAGAUUGUGUCUGAAAGUGUCUACAUGGACGUUGCUUUAUUGUGGCAGCUAUCAGGAAAUACUUGGACCAAGCAGAAACUUUGCUUGAAAUCCUGACUUGAGCUGUAACUGUACUUGUGACACUUAUUCAUGGACUUAAAUAUUUCUUUAAAUAUGCAGAAAGAAUAAUGCAUUAUCCAUUUGAAUUGUACUCUUUUGAAAUAUUUUGUGAAUAAAUAUUUGGAAUCAAA
Molecule: messenger RNA, 1245 nt
Organism: Melanotaenia boesemani (Boeseman's rainbowfish)
Lineage: Eukaryota; Metazoa; Chordata; Actinopteri; Atheriniformes; Melanotaeniidae
Gene: gadd45ga
Product: growth arrest and DNA-damage-inducible, gamma a
Exons: 4
Coding region: 102-581 (159 amino acids)
Biological process (GO): regulation of cell cycle
Cellular component (GO): nucleus; cytoplasm
Source: RefSeq, a predicted model, not a curated record